Messenger RNA from Hyaloscypha bicolor E, 2177 nucleotides. RefSeq lists its product as uncharacterized. Gene Ontology annotation, biological process: protein phosphorylation. Gene Ontology annotation, molecular function: ATP binding; protein kinase activity. Bases 1 to 1746 code for a protein of 581 amino acids. The transcript is spliced from 2 exons. Lineage: Eukaryota; Fungi; Ascomycota; Leotiomycetes; Helotiales; Hyaloscyphaceae. The record is from RefSeq and is a predicted model, not a curated record.
AUGGAACUGAAUUCCGAGAACGUCGCAAGGCUACUCUAUCCAGUGGCCGCAUUUGAGAGUCCGCCAACCAUCUCUGUUGACGCAUCUUACAAGGCUGGGAUUGCACAGCUAAAGCCUAAAAAUCUCACACACACCACAACUUGGGAAGCGUCCAUACUGAACCCGAAAAAUCGAAUCGACAGUCUAGCUUGGCCCUCGAAUGCGAAAUGGAGAGUCGACGGUUCGACAGGUAUGGGAACGCAGUUUUACACUGUGCCCAUCUUCCUCCGCCACCCGAUCCCAAUGAGAAUUGAUACUUUCAUCCCAGAGAGGAAGGAGAUUCCACCUACCUUGCAAGCAGUUCUUGACAUUGGUUCUGCAUUCUACACAAGAGACGUUAGGGUUGCGCAACUUGGAAUCGCACGGUACAUUGUCCGAGUGCUCGAUCGCUGGAGCGGGCAAAUCUCCGAUUUCGCAGCGUUCUACACCAAUCUUCCGUUUGGGUCGCGUAUUGUCUUUCACAAUAUUGAGGCCGAUAUACGGUCUGUCAGAAUCCAGAUUCUUCACACCCAUUUCUUGGAGAGACAGCUGCUAUCCGUUGGGUCCCUCCAAGCCAUGUGGAAACUACCAUCAGAUUCGUGGCCUGCGGUGACUGAUAUAUCGAAAGUUACGCUAGUACAGCAACUUCAUGACAGUGUCAGCCUCGUGAAAUAUGCUGGCCAAACUCGCAUCAUGAAGUCCCUGACCAGCUCUCCGAAGUACCUGUACCAUGAGCUUAGAGUCUUACUCACGAUGAGUCCCCACCCUAACAUCAUCUCGAAGCCUUCACAUCUGAUAGUCAAACAAUGCAACUUCGGCAGCAAGAUUGCUGUUGUUGGAUUCAUUCUGGACUAUCAUUCAGGGGGCACUUUACGGGACGUUUUGCCACUCCGCCGCACACUAGGCACCCACUCUCUCCGGCUACAAGACCAAGUAGUGUGGUCUACCCAGCUCACUGAGGCUUUGAUUCACAUUCGAGAUGAGGGAGUCAUGUAUUGCGAUCUACGGUUGGACAAUAUCGUGUUGGGAAGUAAGAGUGAUAGGAUUGUUAUGAUUGAUUUCGAGGGUCGCGGGGUAGGAACUUUUAUGAGCGCACCCGAGAUCACUUUUAUUGAGCACAUCCACUCGCUCGCCCGUGAAUCCGAAGAGAAUGUGGGACAGGUAGAGCUGAACCGCUACAAGCGGCUGCGUGACGGUUAUAUGAGGGGGUGUUCGAUGCCCACACCAACAGAGAUGUAUCGCAAUCCCAGGCACGGGUACUGUGUUUCCUGGCUUUGCCUUAGUGAGAAAGAGAGGGAAGCUGCACAGGUAUAUAUGCUAGGGAAAGUACUCUGGGGCAUAUUCGAAGGUGUUGGCUCGCCCGAGAAAGGUGUCAUGGUUGAGCAUCUAAGAGAGGACGCAUUGGAAUAUCCGGAAUGGAGAAAUGCACCCGAAAUUAUCAGAGAACUAGUCAAUGCUUGUUGUUCCUGUGGGAGGCGUUAUGAAAAGUUUCCGCUGGUGAGAAAAGGGCAAUUGCUUUGUAUGAGGAACACGGAUGCGACUGAAACGGCGGAACAAGUGCGCGCUGCUGCAAUCGGAUGGUGGAAAGCUGAGGUGCAUGAAGCCGAGGAGUUCCUUAAGCAAAGAACCGCGGACGCUUCAAGAGUGGAGCAUGUAUUCAGCGCUCGACCUAGGCUCGAGGACGUGCUGUUCGUACUCAGGUCUUUCAACAAAUCUAUCGGGGUUUGAUGUAUUGCGUCUGGUUUCUCUUCAUGCUAGCGCUAAUGCUUCUGGUUGGACUGUCCUUUUUUGGAGUUUGGAAUUUUUGUUAAAACAUUAUCUGACAGAUGUUUGAUAAAGACCAGAAACUUUCCACUCUUCAUGCGUCGCGUGUGAUGCACUAGUAAGGUAGGGCAACCACUUCACUCCAAACUCCAGCACGGGGCGUUCUCUGAAACUCAUUACCUCAAAUGACACAUGAUGUAGGUCGCAGGAUCAUUUCUAAUCCCCUACCGCUACACAUCAACAAGAUCUCGGCUGCAUGAGACUAUCUUCAUCCACUUGUGCAUCUGUGGACCACGUGUCGGAAGGUAUAGGUGCAGGUUGAGAUUUAAACGGAAGAUCGAAAUUCCCUACAGCAUUUAUAGAAGGGCUUUGUAAGAGUGAACGACGAUAGGGUU